AUGGUCUCCUCAUCAACCCCCAAAUCAGUAACUAUUAUCGGUGCUAGCGUGGGCGGCCUCACGCUUGCUCUCGUCCUCAAGCGAUAUGGCAUUCAAUCGCGAUUCUUCGAACUCCGAGACGAAAAUCAUGACUUUGACGGCGCCGUCUCGCUCACUCCAAACGCUUUGCGCGUCGCCGAUUCCAUCGGUGCAUACUCUCGCAUCAAGCAUCAAGGCUUCAACUUCGAGGCUAUGACUUUCAUGACGGAUCCUGAGCACGAGAUUACCGGGAAGCUCUACUUUGGUCAGAAAGACGUGUAUGGGUACGAUGGCAUACGCAUCACACGAAAGGUGUUGAUCCACGAGUUGAGGGAAAUGGUGAAAGAAGCUGGAAUCGAAAUACACUACGGAAAGAAGUUUACCAAGGUUGUCAAUGAAGACGACAAUGGCGUCGAGUUCGAGUUCGCAGACGGAACUCGGGAGAAAGCUGAAAUGUUGAUUGGCGCCGACGGUAUCCAUUCCAAAGUCCGAUCGUAUCUCUUCCCAGACAUCCAUCCACAUUACGGGGGCUUCCUAGGCUUGACGUAUUGCUUCCCACGCGCCAAUGUGCGACUGGAUGACGACUUCCCACUUCCAGUAUCUCUGCGUGGGGAGCACGGUUCCUUUAUUAUCACGCCUCAGGCUGAAGGUGGAAAAGAGAUUUUCGUUGGACGACAGUUGAAGUACGAACCGCAAGAUCGUGCAGGAUGGUCAGCAAUGUUGCGGGAUAAACAAGCAGUGAUUGAAAUACUUCAGCGAGAUCCCACUGCAUGGACACCACUCGUCCAGUCUGUACAAGCGCAAGCUAGUGCUCCGGACGCUCAUUUCCUAAAUGUCUGGCCAUUUUACACUGUUCCUAAAAUGGAUCGUUGGCAUUCAUCAACGGGAAAAGUUGUUAUAGUCGGAGAUGCAGCGCAUGCUAUACCACCCUCAGCAGGGCAAGGCGCAAAUCAAGCCUUUGAGGACGCUUAUAGCUUCGGAAUGCUCUUGGCAACCCUCAAUGGCAAGUCAAGUUGGUCGGACGCGUUGACGGCUUGGGAGACAUAUCGGAUGAAGAGAAUGGAUGAGGUGUUAAGAUUGACCAACCGGCUUCUCACCAUCAGGAUGACGGAGGAAGAAAGGGCGAGUGUGCCCGAGGACAUGAGGUGGGAGCUUGAUUGGAGUAACGCAGGCAAGUCACAGUUGGGGUGGUUGUACCUUGUAGACAUCGAUCAGGAUGUUGAGAAUUUAGUAAAGACGUUGAAUGUACAGGCAUGA
This is a messenger RNA of Penicillium subrubescens, 1275 nucleotides long. RefSeq names its product FAD-dependent oxidoreductase. The record is from RefSeq and is a predicted model, not a curated record. Gene Ontology annotation, molecular function: FAD binding; monooxygenase activity. The transcript has a single exon. The coding region runs from base 1 to 1275 and encodes 424 amino acids. Lineage: Eukaryota; Fungi; Ascomycota; Eurotiomycetes; Eurotiales; Aspergillaceae.